This is a messenger RNA of Mytilus californianus (California mussel), 5784 nucleotides long. RefSeq names its product actin-like. NCBI's taxonomy places the organism in Eukaryota, Metazoa, Mollusca, Bivalvia, Mytilida, Mytilidae. The record is from RefSeq and is a predicted model, not a curated record. The coding region runs from base 194 to 1324 and encodes 376 amino acids. The transcript is spliced from 3 exons.
CGUAAUGAUACAUGCAUGACUCUUUCCUAAUUUUGGAUUUGUUUACUUUAUUCCUGUACGACUAAAAAUUGUAUGUUCUAAAUUUGUGCAAAGAUCGCUGAAUAAACUGGUGUGCUUUUUGAAGUCUUCACAGUCAAUUGUUGUAACAGGAGUAUAAGUCUUGUAACACGUUAAUCAUAAAUAAAAAUCCAGAAUGAAUGAUGAAGACGUAGCCACUGUGGUAAUGUGUAAUGGAUCAGGAUUAUGCAAGGUUGGAUUUGCUGGUGAGGAUGCUCCCAGAACUGUAUUUCCAUCAAUUGUUGGAAGAACCAUACAGGGCGCUUUUCUAGGUGAAGGAGCGAAUGACUGCUAUGUUGGGAAUGACGCCCAACAGACAAGAGGAGUUUGUACACUGAAUUACCCAAUUGAACGAGGAGUUGUUACAAACUGGGAAGAUAUGGAGAAAAUCUGGCAUCAUGCUUUCUACAAUGAACUUUGUGUUGCGCCAGAAGACCAUCCCGUAUUAUUGACAGAGGCUCCCCUCAUCCCUAAAUCCAACAGAGAAGAGAUGACAAAGAUUAUAUUCGAAACCUUUAAUUCUCCAGCUAUGUACGUUGCUACCCAGGCGGUAACGUCUUUAUACGCUUCUGGUCGUACAACUGGCAUUGUGUUGCACUCUGGUGAUGGUGUAACCAAUACUGUACCCGUCUCCGAAGGUUAUUCCAUUAAGCAUGCUAUUUUGGGGUUGGAUCUCGCCGGAACCGACCUUACAGACUAUCUGAAGAGACUUCUGGCAGAACGAGGAUAUUCAUUCACAAGCACAGCCGAAAGAGAAAUCGUAAGAGACAUAAAAGAAAAUAUGUGCUAUGUAGCAUUUGACUUUGAACAAGAAAUGCAAACAGCUGCUUCGUCGUCAACAUUAGAGAAAAGCUACGAAUUACCUGACGGACAGGUUAUCAAAAUCGGCAAUGAAAGAUUCAGAUGUCCAGAGGCAAUCUUUCAUCAACCAUCUUUCAUGGCCAAGACAUCCUCAGGCAUUCAUGAAGCAUUUUACAACAGCAUCAUGAAAUGUGACGUCGAUAUUCAACAUGACUUGUAUGAUAAUACCGUUCUUUCUGGUGGUUCAACUUUGUAUCCUGGUUUUGUCGACCGUAUGAAGAAAGAAAUCACACAACUUGCUCCACCAGCAAUGAAAAUCAAUGUUAUUGCUCCACCAGACAGAAAAUAUUCUGCUUGGAUCGGUGGAGCCAUCUUAGCCUCAUUAUCCAGCUUCCAACAAAUGUUGAUUAAAAAACAGGAAUACGACGAAACCGGUCCAUCAAUCGUUCAAAGAAAGUGCUUUUAAACUGCAAAACUUCUUGGUAAAACUGCAAUCAAUUGCUAUAAUAUAUACAUGAUAUAUGUUAGCUGAUAUAUACUUUUAUAUUAUUUCUGUAUUCAAACAAUUUUCGUAGAUUUUGUAAUUUUUUUUGGUGUGUCGUAUAAUAUAUGUAUUAUUGUUUGAGUGUUAAGAAUCUAAUUAGAGAACCAGGCGAAACAUAUAUAAUGAUAAAUCAAACACAUUAUGGAAACCAACCAUUUUGAAUUGUUGUGCAAAACAAUACUACGAUUCCAAUGAAUCAGAUUCAACUUAUCGUUAGAUUAAAUUUACUGAAAAGGAACGUUACAAUUAUAUCUGCCAACACUGAAUUGAUGACUAUAUGACUUGUGAUACCCUAUGUUUUGUUUGACUGCAUUUUACAAAUGCUGCUAUUAACAGUGAUCAAUAAUUUCUCUUUAUCAAAAUAUGUGUUGAAAGUUAUAUACCUGCACGCAAACAAAAGGGUUACAUAGAAUCAUUGGUAGAAAUUAAAGAUUGUCAGGACAGAACAAAAUUGACAGCAAAAACUAUCAUUGUAGCCAAAUGUAUCUACCCAAAUAUACGAAUUGUAAUAUAUAUUAUGUAUUUUUAAAAAAAUGUAUCAAUGGUCAUUAUUUGGAAAUUAUAAUUAUAUUGUACACAUCUGCCGUCUUUAUAAUUUUGUGUCUUACAUAACGGGUUUUUAUUCACGAAUUUAUUUAUCCUUGUAUGAUAGCUAUAUUAUCAGUGCGAUUUUGAUGUAAACCGCCUUUGUUUUCUCGUGUUAUCAUUUCAACUUCGAGUGCGAGAGGUUUUGAGUUCAUUACACAAUCGGUUCAAACCAAAGAAUUGAACAUUUUCAUUUACUGUUUCUCCAUAAACCUCUAUGGAAGGAAAUAGCCGCAAUAAUUUUACAUUUCUUAAUUUCUUAAUUUAUAACAUGAAAUUUCUUAAUUUGUAACAUGUAUUUUUUUCAUCCGUUACAUGAAUUUCCACAUUUCUUGAUUUCUUGAUUCGUUUUGGGAAAAUGUGUCAGUGUAAUUGUUACCGCUACCAGCUGAACAGAAAUUCCGUUUCUCAAGAAAACUACAGGUAAUAUUGUGGAACUAUAAAAAGUGAAAAACAAAAAUACCGAACCCCGAGGAAAAUUCUAAACGGAAUGUCCCUAAUCAAAUGGCAAAAUAAAAGCUCAAACACAUCAAACGAAUGGAUAACAACUGUCAGAUUCUUGGUACAGGCAUUGUAGAGAGGAAGUAUUACAGAAUGUAUGUCUGCUUUGGUAAACCACUAUUUAAUUGAAAUAAUAAUUAAAAGAAAUCAUGGAUACUGCUAGGGAAAUUAUCAAUAUUAUUAAAAAAAAACAAUCAUUAUUUUGAACUAGAAUACUACACACAAUUAGCUUCAGAAGAAAUGAAAAAAAAGUAUGUGGUAUAAAAUACCUACAUAAAGUGAGGGGUUUUGGACCAGUAAUUUAUCAGAAAAAAAUACUGAUUUCAAGCUUUGGUUAAAAAAAUUUCCUGCAUUACAGGUGGGAAAUGUUUCAGCAUUUUCCCUGAUUUCAUUUUAUCUUUAUUUUGUCAUACUUUGAUAGAAAUAAUUGUUUCAAGGCAUACAUCUUCUAUGAAGAAACAAGUAUUAUUCUUGAAUACACUUAAAAAUUUUAUUUUAAUUCAGCAUUCAGUGAUUCAGAAACAGAUUUUUUCUUAAUAGAUCUACAUCAUGUACAUGAAAAAAACAUUUCUAAAAGAUUAUUGGUAUGAAAUGUACAUUUUUUAUUAAUAUUUUUAGAGAAUUUUUGUUAAGACCCAUUGUUGGUUAUAUCUGUGAACUAAAGGUUUAUUUCCAUUAUAAAUGAGUGUCACAUAUGUUUAUAUAUGCAAUAAUUAAGUAAUUAUGUAUCCGAGGUCUAAUGAUAAACAUUGAAAUGUAACAACUCCUUGUCACUGGCAUAUGAUACCCAUGACAAUGUUUAUUAAAAAUAGAAUAAUAUCAAAUUACUCUAUAAAAGGGUUCACCAAACAAGAAAUGUCUAUGUGUAUGUAACUAGCAAUAUUACAAGGUAAUACAAAUUGAGAAACAUUAAUAAAUGAUAAAAAAUAUAAUCAGGGCAUUAUUAAGAGACUGAGUGAAAAAUUCAAAACGGAAAGUCCCUUAUCAAAAAACAAAAUCAAAAGCUCAAACACAUCAAACGAACGGAUAACAACUGUCAUAUUCCUGACUUGGUACAGGCAUUUUUUUUAUGUAGAAAAUGGUUGAUUAAAAGAGCUUGGCAUAUGACAUGGAUACCCAUCCACCAUUUACAGUCCACUUGAGUUGUCAUGUCUGUAUUUAACAAGAUAAAGUAAAUUUUAUAUUUUUAAGAAUAAAUAAAAACUUCCAACUCUUAAUAUUAAUUGAAACCACCAGUCAUUCAUUUGCUGAAAGCUUAAUAAUAUGAUAAAGGCAAUGAGACACCUUGUUUUUCUGAGUAUAGAAAUAUAAUAAAGUGCACUUCCAGGCUCAAACAGAAAUAUCAAGUUACUUUAUAAAACAUGUGUACAUAUAUGCAAUAACAGUUAUUGUCAAUGCCAAGAGUAUCAGGAUGUAUUCUGGGUGUGACAGCUACUAAGCAUUUUUCAACUUAAAACCCAAUCCCCAAUCAUGUAUACCAAAUAACUAAAUAUUGCAAAACAUGUUAAAAACAUGAUGAAGUAAAAUGCCAAUAUACUGUAAAAAACUGAAAAUAGCAUAUCCCUAAUUAUAUGUAAUUUUGUAUCUUUUAGUGGAUAUUAAUGUAUGUAACCAAAUAAAAAAAAUCCCAACAUAUAACAGGGCCAUGGGGCGUGAAAAUAAUUACAUAAUGAGUAUGAAAAGCUUUAUUAAGUGUUAACUGUACCUUCAGAGACAUUUAAAACCAUCUUUGGUAACAUGUAUGAUAAUGAAAAAUUAAAAAAAAAAUACCAUGUUGACCUAAUAUAGAAUCCUCAUCAAAUGCAGGUACAUGUAUGGCGCUUAACAAUUGUAAAAAAAGAAUGGAACAAAUCAUCAUAAAUACCCAUAUUUUGACAUUGCACAAUGUUAUGUUUUCUUUUACUCUUAAUGACGUCUUCACUCUAAAUCCAUUGGAUAUUGGAUGUGUACUGAUAAAUAUUUUAGUCUAAGAUAUAUGUGGAUUUUUUAUUAGUUGCUAUGUGCUUUAAACAAGCUUUCAAAUUCAUAUUUUGUGAUAUGUGUGUUUUUUGUUUUGUGUCGAUUUGAUUAGUUCAGCCCUUUUCAAACUGAUUUUAAAUUAUAUAGAUUGUUCUUAUAUUGUACUGUUACACAACUAUCCCUGGUUAGGCGGAGGGAUUAGAACAUGGAAAACAUGUUUUAACAGCCACAUUCUGUAAGUGCCUGUCCAAAUUAGGAGCCUGUAGUUCAGAAGAAGCUCUCGUUCGUUGCUAUAUGUAAAAAUUGUUUCCGUUUAUUGUUUCUUACAUAAAUCAGGCCGUUAUUUUUCUCAAUUUCGUGGCCUUUUAUAGCUUACUAUUCGGUGACAUUUGAUUAUUUUUAAAAGUCGCUCGGCGACCUAUAGUUGUUAACUUUCACGUCAAUUAGUCUCUUGUUGACAGUUGUCUCAUUCGCAUUCUAAUCGCAUCUUCUAAUCGUUACAAUGUAAAUUAUCUGAGGAUGGACACCUUUAUUAAAGUGUACUACUACCAGGGCCAGAUCCAGAACCUCGACGUCUGUGAGGAGGGGGCACCUUGAAACCAAAAUUACAUAUUUCUUUAGAUAUGUAUAUAAUGCGAGUGAUGGUGUCGUGUUUUGGGGAAGGUUGAGGGGGUGGGUGUUCAUUUCUAUAUCUUUUCAUUUUUUUCUUUUACUCUUUGAUUUCUUGCCACUUCUUCUGUAUUUUUAAUAUUUCACCCCACCUUUGAUCCGUUUUAUAUUUUCCAGGUCUUCUGACAAUACAAUAUUAUUUUAUUAAAAAUUAAAUAUAAAGCUCUGAUCUUUCAUGUUUUUUGAAAGGAGGAAGGUUUCUUUUUUAAACAAAUUGUUGAUUUCCAUUAAAAAAGUGAAAAGAAAUACGACAUUCAGGAUAUUUUUAAUGUUUCUGUAUGUUAUUGAUAAAACUCAUUUGUUUUUAAUUAAAGUCCGAAAAGGGCUGUUCAGAGAAAGAUAUAUUCCUCAGAAAACGUAUACAAUGUGAGUGUCUGGUAAUUAAGACUUAUCUCUUAUCACUAACAUUCUUGACAAUACACAUAUAUUUGUUCCUAAACUUUAAAUACCGAUUGUAGUUUGUAAAUUCUUUCUUGAUCAGAAAAUUUCACUUGUUAUUCGAUCUCAAUCCUGUUAUAUUGUAUUGUGGUAGACUGUUUUUUAAAGGGUUAACAGUAAUUGUGUAUAUUUAUUUAUUUAGUUUAUAGUAUUGUAUUUUGUAUAUUGUAUAUUGAUUCAUUAGAUGUAUGAAUAUAUUAAUCAAUUACAGAUUGUAAUUAAUUGACUAG